This is a messenger RNA of Quercus lobata, 1134 nucleotides long. RefSeq names its product acetylajmalan esterase-like. NCBI's taxonomy places the organism in Eukaryota, Viridiplantae, Streptophyta, Magnoliopsida, Fagales, Fagaceae. The transcript is spliced from 5 exons. Gene Ontology annotation, molecular function: hydrolase activity, acting on ester bonds. Bases 1 to 1134 code for a protein of 377 amino acids. The record is from RefSeq and is a predicted model, not a curated record.
AUGGCUACCAUCAAAUCAGUUUUCACUUUGCUUCUCAUAACUCUCAUUGCUUUCUCUCUUCUUUUUGUUCCACUUGAUUGCACUGGUCCAGACUUCCUUAAGGUUUGCGAGUUUGAUGCAAUAUAUCAACUAGGGGACUCUAUCUCCGACACAGGCAACUUGAUUCUUCAGAACCCAUAUCUGCCAUUUUUCCAGUUUCCCUAUGGCAAAACCCACUUCAAAAAUGCAACUGGAAGGUGCUCCAAUGGGUUGCUGAUGAUUGAUUUUAUUGCUCAAUCAGCCGGAAUUCCACUUCUAUCUCCCUACUUGAACAAGGACGCAUUAUUUGCUGGUGGUCAUCUUGGGGCGAACGUUGCAGUGGCCGUCGGUGGUGGGGUGAAUUUUGCAGUGGCUGAUGCUACUGCCUUGCCUAUAAAUUUUUUUGGAGCUAAUUUUCCAUCAUCACUUACUUCAAGUUCUCUCAGUGUGCAACUGGAUUGGAUGUCCACCUAUUUCCAUCAUACCUAUCACAAUCAUCACGCCCUAUUCAUUGUGGGUGGAAUUGGAGAGAAUGAUUAUAACCUUGCAUUGCUGCACAAAACCGUUGAGGAGGCCAGAUACUUAGUUCCACAAGUUGUCAAAGCAAUUAAGGACGCUGUCACAAGGAUAAUUGGUUAUGGUGCUGUAAGAGUGGUUGUCCCUGGGCACUUCCCAAUCGGCUGUUCACCAAUUUAUCUUACAAAAUUCCACUCCGAAAAUUCAGCUCAUUAUGAUGAAUUACACUGCCUAAAGGGGUUGAAUAAUUUGGCAAUAUAUCACAAUGAUCAACUCAAACUAGCCAUUGAAGAUUUGAGAAUAGAAAAUCCUAAUGUUGUCAUAGUAUAUGGUGAUUAUUACAGUGCUUUCCAAUGGGUUUACCGUAAUGCUCAACAUCUUGGAUUUGAUGUUGCUUCUGUGCUAAAAUCUUGCUGUGGGGCUGGAGGUGCUUAUGACUUUUUCUUGGGAAAAAUGUGUGGAAUUCCUGGUGUACCAGUUUGUGCCAAUCCAGAUGAACGUAUCAGUUGGGAUGGAAUUCAUUUGACUCAUAAGGCAAACCAGUAUCUGGCAAACUGGAUCAUCAAUGACAUCUUCCCUAAGCUUCAUUGCAAAGUUUAA